Suillus plorans is the source of this 1407-nucleotide messenger RNA. RefSeq lists its product as uncharacterized. The coding region runs from base 1 to 1407 and encodes 468 amino acids. The record is from RefSeq and is a predicted model, not a curated record. The transcript is spliced from 5 exons. NCBI's taxonomy places the organism in Eukaryota, Fungi, Basidiomycota, Agaricomycetes, Boletales, Suillaceae.
AUGUCGAUCUCACCCCAGACUUCAGUCCGCCUUGCUAUCGCCAUCACCGUCUUGAAACACAAGCCGAAGGACCAGUCCAUCCCAAGUUAUCUCCUCGACCUUCGGUCGCAUUUUUCUACGUCCGACGAUAGCCAGGCCUCGUACGAUGAGGAUGCGUGGAGGACUCACGCACUCUCGCUCGAAAGAGAACUCGAGUCCUUGAAACAAAAGCGGGAAGAGGAUGAAGCAGAACUUGUACAUCUACGGCAAAAUGCGACCAAGGACAUGCCAGACGACUCGGAUGUUGCUCCCCUAAAGAAGAAAACGAAGAAGACUGGUAAAACUCAAGAGCUUCAAAUUCAGGACGAUGACUGGCCUGCAAAACGGGAAGGACGCCUCAAUGCUACAGGCCAAUUGUCAACAUCCCUCACUGCAGCAUUCACCUCCCUCCGAAGUGUUCUCAACUCAACAAGUUCGCAGACAGGUGACGAACCACCACGCAACACGCGCCUGCUAGCUGCGAUCACACGCACAAUUAACAUCAUCGGUAAAUUCCUAGGCCUCCAAAAUAUUUCGACAUCUUCUGUUCCAACAGAACUCAAUGAGUCGAGGAUUGCAAUGGCCUCCCCACUUCUGGUGUAUGUCUUGCGCAUCGCUCUUCCAGCCCUCUUCUGCCAAGACAUCGGUAAUUCCAACAGUAUCGCUGUAUCCCGCCUCAUUGGCACCAUAUUUGUCCCCGUUGUCCGCAGUUUCAGUCUCGUAUCCCGGGCAUACAUUAUGCACCAUCUAGGCGCAAACUUGGCCAAGAAAACGUCGAAAAGCCGCAAAGGAAACGAGAAGGUACCGAAACCUCCCAGCCAGACACCCGUUCCCGACCCUCGUGCGGACCUCUUGACUCUUCUCAGCGAGGCGAUGAAUACGUUAGACUCGAUAUCACCCCGCUACUUUGAGUAUACAGCUGGCAUCAGGGAGCGCAUAGCAUUGGAGUCAAUUCGGGCGUUAGAGUCGUUGUACCCUACCAGGACUACUGAAAGGACUACGGGCAGCAACGCAACUCCAAAUGAGGCGUCUCGUGGUCCGGAAUCAUUGCAGGCGUCGAAUCCACACAGACGGAGAAGUGUGCUCGGUAGACAGGAUAGGCUCGAGGCUCUAGCGCGGAAAGAUGCGACGUGGUAUCUGUGCCACAUACUCAACUCAUGCGUGAGCACAGGCGGACCGAAAGACGGGCUUGGAAUUAUACUCAACUGUGCUCUUUUGGAGGCCGCUGUAGGAUUGGGGAAGAUCUGCAUCUCGAUGGACUGUGACGAUGUCGCGCAAGUUGGAAGGAGGUGUGACAUGGACGUGGUGUGUCGAAAUAUGAUCUUGGCCGCUUGUGAAAAGAUAAUCUGUGCCCUACCUCAAGAGAACCUUGAAUGUAAUACAUCGUAG